This is a messenger RNA of Lymnaea stagnalis (great pond snail), 12182 nucleotides long. NCBI's taxonomy places the organism in Eukaryota, Metazoa, Mollusca, Gastropoda, Lymnaeidae. The record is from the annotation of a GenBank genome assembly.
AAAGAUAGAAACAAGUACACUAAUGUCACUAAGUAAGUAGAGCAUGCAGUGCGCAGUUGUGGCAGUAAAGAAAUUUACUUUCUGCUUUUAAGUUUGCUAAUCGUUCUGUGACUUGUGACUGUUAAUUAACAGUUUACUAGGCUAAGUAGUAAGUAGGCUAUAGACUAUACUAUACAGUACUAUACACUUAAAAUAAUUGCUAUAACCGGCGAGGCUCGUGUACAUUUAAAUUCGGUACUUUUUUUUUUUUUUGUGCAGCCUAAAUUUAUUAAGUUCUAUUAUUUUUAUUUGUCUUUUUUUUUAUUAUUGACAAUAUUAUUGAUGAUAUUGAUAUUUUUAAAAAGUCAGUGUCAGACAAUAUUCAGUUUUUUUUUUUUUUUUUUUGUGCAGCCUAAAUUUAUUAAGUUCUAUUAUUAUUAUUUGUCUUUUUUUUUAUUAUUGACAAUAUUAUUGAUGAUAUUGAUAUUUUUAAAAAGUCAGUGUCAGACAAUAUUCAGUAAUACUCAGUACUCAGUGUAUAAAGUAUAAUGUACGUAACGUUGUUAGGUUGAAAUGAGCCAAGUCAUUCGAACUAAUUGGAAAUACUAGGUGUGUUGCGGUUGUGGGGAUGCUAAAUUCGGCAAAAUUAUUUAAGAAUAAGAAAGUAAAUGAGUACCGGUAUGAGUAUGAUAUUCAAUGACAAUGACAUGUAAAUUAUUGGCCUGCUAGUGCUAGUACUAAAAUGCUAGUCAACAGCAAGCAGUCAAUUGGGUUUUAUUAUUUUAAAAAGAUCUGCUCUGUGAGGACUUUCAUUUUUUCAUUGUUUCAACUUUAAACUUAAUUUACUUUUUUGUUUCAUAGAAAAAGAAUCUCCAAUGACAGAGAUAUAGUAUAUAGUGAUAGUGGGUGGAACCAGACCCAGAGGACCAUAUUGACCUUAUAACUUAUAAUAUAAUUAUAAACUCAUGAUGGGUAGAGAACACUCUUGAUUUGUUCCCACUCAUUUUGAGAGAUCAAACAUAUCAGAUUUGAGGUUUAAGCAGGUGUUUCUACGUCCUUUGUUUUAUCAGUAUGCCUUCUCUAAUUUUUUUUUUACUUUCUUCAAGAUCACCCAUCACUGAAGAACUGAUCACAAUAACAUCAAUGCAGGAGAAUAUUUGUGUAUAUAUAGUGAAACCUGUGAAUAGCAAACUAUGAAAUUAUGCUGGAACUGUCAAAUGCAUAACUCAUGACCAGCUUGGACUGAUUUUUAAAGAUAAACACCCAGAUAUAGGGCAAAUCCUGUCAAAUUGAAAAUGUGUCAAUAUUUCUUCGAGAAAAAAAUCGUAUUUUCCCAUUUCGAAUAGAAAAUGCCAUGCCGCAGUAAAUCAAGCAAGUGUUUGACAUAGAUCUUUUGCUUCGCUAAUCAGUGUAACAUUGUGCCAUGUGUUUCUAAAAGCAGGAUAAAAUAAUGUGUUGAUAGAAGUUUUUCUAUAAGACUGAGGGUUGUGAAUGAAAUGUGGGUUUCUUGUGUAAGUGUAAAUUUUGCCAACACAUAGUGAAAGCAAAGCAAUCAAAGUGGCUGUACAUAACAGAAUUUCCAAAUAAUUUACAUGUAAAUUUUUAAUGUAAAUGGACUGCAUGUAUAAUGUUUAAGCACAAUAAAAUCUUGCGUAGUUUCAGAAUUAUUCUGUGGUUAUUACAUAGACCUAUAUGUAACUAUAUGAACUUUCUGUUUUGCUUAUCAUUCCAUGUGCAAAUGUUUUCUUUCAAAUUAUUUUGGAUGAUCAUUAUUCCAGCUAAAUCUGCAUAUAGCACCAUCCCAGCUAAAAGGACCAUUUUUUGUUUGGUCCCAGGGGUUUGUGUUUUUCAUAGGUUUCACUGUGUCUGUAUAUAGCUUUAUCGUCAUGUUUGUUAUAAUCCUACCAUUUUUAUCAUUUGUAUAUGUUAACAACGACUCCAGUAAUUUAAAAAUUAUUUUUUGAAUAGAAAUGCAAGAACCAGUUUUCAGUUCUGAGAAACAAGACAAGGAAUGGAGUCGACCGAAUCCCAUUAAUACUAUCAGUGCGCACACUCUUGGUCGGAUCUCAGAGGUUAUGAUACUUGACAGUCAGUGUGGCCUGUUGGUACUUAAGAGGUGUAUCCUUUAAUAAAUUAAAUGCUACUGGUAUAUCACUGUUAGGGUAGAUUUAUUCACUUUAUUUUGACAUGAAGAUUAGCAACAAAAAAGACCCCAACAAGUAGAUGCCAUAAAAUGAUAAGCCUAUGACAUUAUUUGUAAUUAAAAGAAAGCAGCUGGAUUUUUACGAAGAAAUUUCUUACAUCAUUACCCAGCUUUGCACAACAUACCUCACAGAAAGGCCCAUCAAGUUUUUUCCAAGCACAUCAAGUUGUUAGGCCAGAAAUAUCUAAAUCCUUAUUUUGUAAGUAGCACUAAUUCCAUGUUUGAGGUUGCCUCAUCUUUCAAACAUUUAUUUAAUUUACUCUGGCCAUUUAUUCAAAUAUUAUUUUUGUGUGACCUUCUGAAGUACCGUAACUUAGGAAGUUUUAAUUGUAUUCAAUGUUUCCUCAAACUUUCCUGUGGUUAUAAUGUAAUACAUUUUGUGUGCAUAUGCCACAUUUAAAAAAUAAUGCUUAUUUUUAACUAGUACACAGUGCAAUAUACAAGGCGGAAUUAACCUAUUUGAAGUUAUUCCUUAAAAUUAAGAUUUUGUAAAAUAGUAUGAAAUUAAUAAGAGUGCUUUUGAUAGUUGUAAAUUAAAUAUUGACUGAAUAAGCUGAUCAAAUUAUUUUCAUUUAUGUUAAAAACUUCAAAUUUAAAGAAUAAAUGAUUUAAUUAACAAUACAAAAUAUUUGUUAACAUUCUUUAGAUAUUUUUUUAAAACUCUUAUGCUCCUUAGCGAGAUGAGGGAAUAGACUUUUUUUACCUGAGUAAGAAUGACAUUUUCCUGGUUGCUGCACAUCCAUCUCCAGGAACAGACGUCCCCAUCUCCAUUGUGGUUUACCUGGAUUUUCUUCAAAGGUCAACAGCAAUACAAAUUUUAGCAAUCUGCUUAUAAAUAAUUUAAAUAUAGAAAUCGAAACUAAUGCAAAUAGUUAAAUUUUAUCAUUUAAAUAAUAAUUAAAUUUUUCUGAAACCUUCCCUUUAUAUAUCUUAAAAUGGGAAAAGCAUAAAUAAGUAAACACUGACAACCCCAUAAACAAUUACAACCAAAACAAUAGCAAAUGCUUCACUGUGCCUCGGUGUAACACAGUGCAGUAUAAACAAUCAUUCUUCCCAGCACAAUAAUUACUUGGAACCACCUGGACAAUGUCGCUGUAGACUCAACAUCGGUCGAAAGCUUCAAGGCUGCCCUGGCAUCUGCUAGGAGCUGUUAGAAUAGCAACAUCGCUUCCCCAACCGACGCACAGAUGCCAGUAUAUGUAUGCAGCAACGAACGCUACCAGAACCAGAGAACAGCUUCUCUUACCCUGGCAACACAUUGUCGCAAAGUGUAACCAUCGAUGACGAGGUUAACCUUCAUAUUGCAAGAGCUAAUGCAACCUAGGGCAAAUUGUCUUAAAAAUGAAUUGACCAGGAGAAGUAUCGGCAAUCAAACUAAAAUAAAAUUCUACAAGGCAGCUGUGCUCCCUACGCUUCUCUAUGCAUGGGAAACAUGGCCAGUAUAUCGACGCCAUGCAAGAAAGCUGAACCACUUUCACACAACAAGCCUCCGGAAAAUCCUGAACAUCAAAUGGCAGGAAAAGUUGUCCUAGACAUAAAGAUACUCACACAGGCAAGUUUCCCCAGCAUCUAGACUAACUUAAUGCAGUCCAUGUUUUGAGAAUAUCAGACGACCGUUUGCCCGAAAGAAUAUUUUAUGGCAAACUUGAGCAUGGAAGGUGGUUCGCUGGUGUUUUAAAGACACCCUAAAAGCCUCAUGGAAAGCGUUUGAUAUAAAUCCAGACAAGUGGGAAGAAUCAGCAAAGAGUCAAGUAUCGUGGCGGUCCUCCUUUUGCAAAGGCUCCAUGAAACAUGAAGCAGACAGAUCAGCUGCUGAUGUCCCAUCAAUCCCCUGCACCUACUGCACAAUAACUUUUUGUGCCAUCAUCAGUCUCAUCUUCCAUCUGCGCACUCACAGACAGAAACAACAGCCCCAAUAUGAAACCGAUGAUUUAAAUGGUCUUGAUCUAUCUCGACGGACGAAAACAAUUUUUGUCCCCUUUUUAACUUUCCUUGAAAGAUGCACCCCUUUAUUUUAGAUACUGGCUCCCUGAUCUUUACACAUCUGGCCUAAUUUUUACAAAUCAUUAAAAAUAGAAUAACACAUCUUAUGGGAGACAUAUUACAAAUCACUAGUGUAGGAAGAGGGAGGGGUAAUAGAGAACAAAUGAUGGUAUUUUUUGUCUGUAUGGUAAGACAUAGUCAGCUAUCACAUUUUAUGAGGCCAAACAAAAACCAAACACAAGUGACUGUUGGAAAUAUCUAAGUUCUAUUUCUACCUGUUAUCAGUGGAAUCAAAGGGAAGAGCUGUAGGUAUUGUAGGCCGAGGCUCCAACUUCAAAGUCUAUGUGCAAUUCCCCCUCCAAUGUUUUAUCCCAUUUUUCUUGCUCUGCAGAUUAUAUGAGAUUCUCAAGGACUGUAUAGGCACAGUUAAUGAACCUUAUGUUACAGUCAAUAAGAUGCUGCUCUUUGAGAUUUUAGAUGAAAUCAUGGUAGGUUUUUAAAAAACUGUUUUUAUAUUAAUUAAAGUGUAAGAAAGUAUAUCAGCAAUAUCUCUUAGAACUGUUAUCCAAGAUGAUGUAAGAAAGUAUAUCAACCAGAUAUCUUAGAACUCUGUUAUCCAAGUUGAUGUAAGAAAGUAUGUCAACCAGAUCUCUUAGAAAUCUGUUAUCCAAGUUGAUGUAAGAAAGUGUAUCAACCAGAUCUCUUAGAACUCUGUUAUCCAAGUUGAUGUAAGAAAGUGCAUCAACCAGAUCUCUCAGAGCUCGGUUAUCCAAGUUGAUGUAAGAAAGUCUAUCACCCAGAUCUCUUAGAACUCGGUUCCAAGUUGAAGCAAUGUCGGGGCAUUGGUUGUUGUUGUAUCAGUGUGAAACUUUUCAACUUGAUUAGUUCGCUUUGAAAACUAUUUUUCUUUAUUUUAGAUGAGUUGAAACAUGAGGGGGCUACACUGAAAUCCUCACGUCACACAGAGUCUUGGUCUUACUGAUUUAAUGUGACAAAUGGGGCAGGCGGUAGAACAUUUUAUGUUUAUUUUAAAUACUUUGUCUUCUUCAUUAAGUUCAGGGGUGGCUAAACUAGGAUCAUGGAUCCCUUUGGGGUUCUUCAUUAAGUUCAGGGGUGGCUAAACUAGGAUCAUGGAUCCCUUUGGGGUUCUUUAAAUAUCAAUUCAAGUGGUUGUUUUUAAAAACAUUUAUGGUGUUUGGAACAUUCUUUUGAUUGUGCCUAAUAUGGAACAAGGAACAAAUAACCUGUCUUUGAUAAGUUACUAAGCCGAUAGUUCAUUUGUCUAGACCUUAUAACACCAGAUAUGGAACAAGGAACAAAUAACCUGUCUUUGAUAAAGCUACUAAGCUGAUAGUUCAUUUGUCUAGACCUUAUAAUACCAGAUAUGGAACAAGGAACAAAUAACCUGUCUUUGAUAAAGCUACUAAGCUGAUAGCUCAUUUGUCUAGAUCUUAUAACACCAGGUAUGGAACCCAAGGCAACUUCAGUUAUUUCUUACAAGACCAUGCACACACUUUGAAUGUUAUAAACAAGACUUUCAAUAUUUUCUUCUACAGAAUUUUGGCUAUGGGUUUAUAUCAUCUUACAAUGAAAUCAGGCCACAUUUAACAUUUGAACCAAUCAGGCCAAAAAUACCACAGCAGGAUGAUUUAGCAUCAAGAUUUGUAAGUUUGUGACUCCAGGACUAAAUUAGAAAUGCCAAGUCAUGGUCAUCUGUUGGGUUCAUUGUUUAUCAAUUGAGCUAAUUCAACUAACACUGAAAGGUUAAACAAAUAUGGCUUAUAAUUGGAUUUGUAUAUUACUUAAAAAAUCCAAUGAAAAAUUAAAAUUUUAUUAUUGACGUUUAAAAUAUUUUCAGUUUGGGAUAAAUAUUGCUGAUGGAGCAAGAUUGCAUGCAGGAUCUUCAGAGGUAAAUCCCACACUCUUGUAGUGCUGCCUUCUUUUAACCAUUUAAAAAAAAAUUAAAAAUUGCACUUUAUUCUUGAUCAAAAGGAGACUUCCUCUAGCUAGCUAUUGUUAUUGUUCAACUCAUUACCGGAUGCCAGUCUAAUGAUUGAUCCCAGUCUAAUGAUUGAUCCCAGUCUAAUGAUUGAUCCCGGUCUAAUGAUUGAUCACAGUCUAAUGAUUGAUCACAGUCUAAUGAUUGAUCCCAGUCUAAUGAUUGAUCCCAGUCUAAUGAUUGAUCAUCACAUUACUUGUCUUUCUCACUCCACAGCCCAAAUCCAAGGCCCCUAACUCUGCCUACAUCAAUAUAGUGGAAGGUUUAUCUGCUGUGUUUGGUCCUAAUGUAAGAGUCAUAGACUUAGAUAGUUAAGAUAGAUACUAAUUUACUCUGUUCAACUUAACUUGACUAAUCCUUUACUUCCUUGAUUCAUUUAUGGUGCAGCUUUUGCUAGUUAACCUGUGUUUAAAGCUAUUUAUCAUUUUUUUAAGAACUGCCAGUGUUAUAUUUUGGUUUUCAUUUCCCAAAGGGUGACGUCCGCAGCUCAGAAUUAUGGGGAAAGCUCACCCUGAUCAGCACGUUAGAACGUCCGGCACCUCUCUUGAUACAGCUUAACCCUGAGCUGGUUAUACUGAAUUCAGGAUUUACUGAUGUUAGAGGUAAGUUGGUCCUGGUGGUUUUUCAACUUCUUAAAAAAAUGUCUUCUGUCUUUACACAACAUUUUACAUGUGUACUGUGGCAGCCAUUGUCAAGGUGAAGAGAACCACUGUUGCCAGAAUGAUUUGAAGUGGUCUGGAUAUCAUCAACAGAUUCUUUCUACUGAUGUUCAACUGAUCUGUCCACUCAUUUACUUUUGCAUGUAUGGUGGUGGCCUUUUACAAGCUUUGUACCGUGAUUAUAACAAGUUUAUUUAAACAUCAUUCUUAUUUUAUCAUUUAAAUAAUAUUUACAUUUUUCUGAAACCUUCCCUUUAUAUGACUUAAAAUGGGAAAAGCAUAAAUGAGUAAACACUGACAACCCCAAAAACACAAACCCCUGGGACCAUAAACAAAAAAACUACCUUGACUGAUUCCCCUCCUCUGACCGAUAAACGAUCUUGCUGGCUGCCGUCCAUGGUUUGCCUUGUAAAAGUUAUGUGUUGGGGUGGGUGAAUAUACAUUUUUUUUUUUUUUUUGCUGUUCUUUAUUUCAUAAAUGUAUUUUUUUUUAAUGUCAUGAUUAUGUCUCUUUUGAUAAAAUUUUUAUGUACAACGCGGUGAGCCCAGCCCUAGGCUGGGGUACCGCGCUAUAAAAGACCCCUUAUUCGAUAAACGAUCUUGCUGGCUGCCGUCCAUGGUUUGCCUUGUAAAAGUUAUGUGUUGGGGUGGGUGAAUAUACAUUUUUUUUUUUUUUUGCUGUUCUUUAUUUCAUAAAUGUAUUUUAUUUUAAUGUCAUGAUUAUGUCUCUUUUGAUAAAAUUUUUAUGUACAACGCGGUGAGCCCAGCCCUAGGCUGGGGUACCGCGCUAUAAAAGACCCCUUAUUAUAUUAUUAUUAUUAUUAUUUAAAUGUUGAAUUGGUAUAAACCAGCUUAUAAUCAAAGUCUAGUAAUCUGUUUUUAUAUUAAUAAGUUACAAAAACAUAUAAUUGUAUUAAUUUUUAACAAAUUAAUUAUUUCAUUUAUUCUUCACAUUAUUAAUGGUCAUCUAAUUAUCUUAGAUUUUUUAUCUUUAAAUUUAAAACUUAAUGAAAAUUCUGAUGUGAAUCCCUAAAAUGUGUACUCUGAUAAAGCAAAUGUUUGUUUGUAAUCCUAGUUGCUGGAGCCAUACACAUAGAGAAUCCCAGCUUCCAUUCUUGUGUGGAUUCAUCUCAACUGAGUAAGAGAAAAGCUCUCCGCGUGCUCCCACCGCCAGAUCAGGUGUUAUCUUCAUGUAGUUCUAUUUAAAGCCUCUUAGGACUUGUAUGACCUUUUAAGGAUUCAUAGCAGCCAUGCACUUGGCAUUAUUUCAUUGUAAAAUCAGCAACUGAUGAUGUUUUAAGGAUUCAUAGCAGCCAUGCACUUGGCAUUAUUUCAUUGUAAAAUCAGCAAUUGAUGAUGUUUUAAGGAUUCAUAGCAGCCAUGCACUUGGCAUUAUUUCAUUGUAAAAUCAGCAAUUGAUGAUGUUUUAAGGAUUCAUAGCAGCCAUGCACUUGGCAUUAUUUCAUUGUAAAAUCAGCAACUGAUGAUGUUUUAAGGAUUCAUAGCAGCCAUGCACUUGGCAUUAUUUCAUUGUAAAAUCAGCAAUUGAUGAUGUUUUAAGGAUUCAUAGCAGCCAUGCACUUGGCAUUAUUUCAUUGUAAAUUCAGCAACGGAUAGACUUUUAAUUUUCGCGAUGUAUUUCAGAUGCAUAGAAAAGUUUUAAAACUAUUUUGUGAUUAUUCUAAAUUUGCAACAGACCCGCCUGAUGGUGUACACCUUGUCCGACUCAGCCUGCAUUCACCUCCCGAUCAUUGUCAUUCCUCUGCUGGCAGCUGUUGAGGGAAGCAGGUACGACUUUGUCAUAUAGAUACGUCAAUUCUCUUACUUUUAUAAUUUAUUUACUUACGUCACUGUAGGCCCAUUAGAAAGAUAUAUCCCGAGGCUUUUGAAUAAAUUAAAAACUUGAAAUAUUUUUAGUUUGCACACCUUAUUGGGUUUUAAGUCAUGUAUGUCUGUCAAUAGAUCAGUUGAGCUUUCAUAAAACUUACCUCUUACGCCUACUUUACCAAAGCCAUUUCAAUGUUGUUUCUAAACAUUAGGCUAUAUUUUUUCAGAGACUACAAAUUUUCUUUACGCCUCAUAAAUCAAGCUGAGAAUUUUGCAACAGCAUCAUAUGUACGUGUCAAGGUCAAACUUCCUUUGUGGGUGUCCAGGUAAUUCGUUGACCAGUAUAUAAGCUGCUUUCAUUUUCCUCCCUAAAUCAGCCCUCUAACUGUCGACAUCUUUGAAUUGACUCUUCUGAAAUAGAUUUAGUUAAAAUGUCACAUUCCAGGUUGAGAAUGGUCCCAUCUUUUCAUUUUAAGCCUAACCCUAUCUUGUUCCACUAUUUCCUUCACACGGCUUGAAAACAGUCCCUCAAAUAUUAUCCUUGAAAUUUAAUAGAAAUGAACGGUAAGUGUUGGGCUAAGUUAUUAGUUUUUUAAUCAAUUUUUUAAAUGCUUCCCUAAAAGAAACCAGAAAGGCAUCUCCUGAAUUUGCAGUGUUUUUAUUAACUUAGCCCAAUGUCUUUAUGGACAUAGACCAGUGUCUUUAUGGACAUAGACCAGUGUCUUUAUGGACAUAGACCAGUGUCUUUAUGGACAUAGACCAGUGUCUUUAUGGACAUAGACCAGUGUCUUUAUGGACAUAGACCAGUGUCUUUAUGGACAUAGACCAGUGUCUUUAUGGACAUAGACCAGUGUCUUUAUGGACAUAGACCAGUGUCUUUAUGGACAUAGACCAGUGUCUUUAUGGACAUAGACCAGUGUCUUUAUGGACAUAGACCAGUGUCUUUAUGGACAUAGACCAGUGUCUUUAUGGACAUAGACCAGUGUCUUUAUGGACAUAGACCAGUGUCUUUAUGGACUUAGUCCAAAUGUCCAAUGUCUUUAUGACCUUAGCCCAAUGUCUUUAUGGUCUUAGCCCAAUGUCUUUAUGGACAUAGACCAGUGUCUUUAUGGACUUGUUCCAAAUGUCCUAUGUCUGUAUGGGCAUAGACCAGCAUCUUUGUGGCCUUAGCCCAAAGUCUUUAUGGCCUUAGCCGUGUGGUUAGAGAUGGUCAGAUAACUUCAUUGAGAGGGAAAAAGCAGCAAUUAACCACAUCAUAUCCCCAUUCACUUGAGCCAAUAAAUAUCAUGUGGUCUUGGUUAACAUGUAACGUUUUCCUAUUCAGUGUUUCUACAACCAAGUCUGGAGAGCGCCAAACAAGUGUAUUCGACAGCGUUGAGAAGACGGCCGAGUGGGAGAUUAAACGAUCACCAGGAGGAUCAGAGGAGAUUAUCAUUUUCAGGGUAAACCCCAUUUUCAGUUUAAUCAUUUUUAACACCAUUUGGCCACUACCGGCUUUGCCUUAGGUUGGAAUAAUUUCUUGAGUGACCACAUACUAUGACCUUUCACACAAAAUCUCAAUCUUAUUUUCUUUAAUGGCUUUUAUUUCUCUCAGUCCAUUGAAGUAGUCAAAUUUGGUCAAUAGUCAAAUGUAUCAGAUAUUUUCAUGUAACUAAUAGCAGUUUCAAACUGAACUAUGUAGACCACAGCAAGUAUAACCAUAAAUAAUUAAAUAUCAUGUUUUUGUCUUCUUCAGCUCAUCAAUCAGACAGACAAACCAAUUGAACUUUCCAACAUAGGUCCAAUCUCCAUUGCCUUUAACAUGACCCACUUUUCUGCAUCUGGACUAGUUGUCAAAAUGGCUAGGGUUGAAGGUCAGCCAACUGACCCAAUGAGUCUACCUCCUGAAUGUUUCUUUGGCGUUUCCACAAAAGCGGCCUCUUACACCAUCAGGACUGAUUUGCAAAAAGAUGCGACUUCGCCCACAUGAUGAUAUCUGAGCAAAGUGAAAUGUUUAACAUGACAUUUGAAUAUAGCACUGAAAGAACUGCAUAUAUUGCCUGAAUGUUUCAUAUUACAUGUGGUGUCACUCCAAUGACACUUAAUGUAACAGUCAUCCAGACAUCUGGGCAAAGUGAAAUGUUUAACAUGACAUUUGAAGGUAGCACUGAAAGAACUGCAUAUAUUGCCAGAUUGUUUCAUCUUACAUGUGGUGUCACUCCAAUGACACCUAUUCUAACAGUCAUCCUGACAUGAUGGUGGAAAAAGCAUGUAGGAAUUGUCACUAAUUUUUGAAAUGAUAUGGCAUCCCCUUUGUGACCUCUAAGUGAUGUUUCAAUCACAAAAAUGACUGUUUCAUCUACAAAUAUACAUUUGACAAAUAUCUACAAUAAAUUCUGACUAUGGCACCAGUGCAAUGUGACAGCUACCCAGGAUAUUGCUCAUAGAUUCUCAAGAAACUGGUCUUUAACUUGUAUUAAUUGCUUUAUUUCUUCAAGUAAAUGUGUGAGGAUUCUGAUAGUACUAGAAACAACCCACCAAGUGAUGGCAAUGCGCGAACUUCACAUCUACUUAAGUUACUUGACAAAAUAUGCAUUCAAGUAACACACUUGAUAAGAAUCCCAAUUAGUGCAGACAUCUAGAAAUGUUAAUUUGUUUGCCUUUUGAACACAGCGUUACAGCCAUACCUAAAGAAGUAUUAUUUGUGACAAUAUAUCCAAUUGGUCUGUAUGAAACAACAGAUUUGUGUUGCUACAGUGGCACAUUUACACAUCAAUUUAUUACUGUCUUACUUACUACAGAAAUUAUCCAAUUAUGUCACAGCGGAUCAUAUCCAAUGUAACUAUUUUGAUGAGUGUAUUUUCAUGAUAAAAUUUUUCAUGGUAAAGGUAGUACUGGAGUUGUGGUGAUAAUAUUCAAGACUGAAAUAAUUGUAAAUUGCAAGAAUUAAGAUUUAAGUUUAUGUUUUGCUAUUUAAUCACUAAGACAGUUAUGUGACAUCAUACUUGUGUCCAGAAAGUUAUAUGAGCUCAUACUUAUGUCCAGCAAGUUAUGUGAGCUCAUACUUGUGUCCAGCAAGUUAUGUGAGCUCAUACUUGUGUCCAGCAAGUUAUGUGAGCUCAUACUUGUGUCCAGCAAUUUAUAUGAGAUCAUACUUGUGUCCAGCAAGUUAUGUGAGCUCAUACUUGUGUCCAGCAAGUUAUGUGAGAUCAUACUUGUGUCCAGCAAGUUAUGUGAGAUCAUACUUCUGUCCGGCAGGUUACGUGAGAUCAUACUUCUGUCUGGCAGGUUACGUGAGAUCAUACUUGUGUCCGGCAGGUUAAGUGAGAUCAUACUUGUGUCCAGCAAGUUAUGUGAGACAUACUACUGCCCAGCAGACACACAAAAAUCCAUGGUGGUAUAAGUGGGAUAAAAUGACAUAAAAGCCAUACAUAGUGGAGUAACAAUUAUACAAUAACAUUUCCUAACCACAAUGACUAAAAAAGUUGAGAGAAUACGGAUACCGGUAUAUUCAUCCUUAAAUUCAUGCAUGAUUUUAUUUUUCAAUUUCAAGG